This is a messenger RNA of Protomyces lactucae-debilis, 297 nucleotides long. RefSeq names its product C2 domain-containing protein. The annotation marks the transcript as partial. The transcript has a single exon. Lineage: Eukaryota; Fungi; Ascomycota; Taphrinomycetes; Taphrinales; Protomycetaceae. The record is from RefSeq and is a predicted model, not a curated record.
AAGCAAGAUGCCUAUACAAUUGUGCGACUCGGUCAUGAUGUGCAGCGCACGCCCACUGACAAACGCGCUGGCCAGGUACCGAGCUGGAAUCACGAGAUGCGCUUCAAAGUACCGAAUGAGCAAGAGAAUCUUCUCAAAAUAUCAGUCUUCAAUGAGGAUAGCAAGGCGCCAGACUUGAUUGGCGACUGUGCGAUUGACUUGACUGCCAUUUGGCGCGCUCAUGAGUAUGAUAGCUGGUUUGAUCUCAAGUACAAGGGCAAGCCUGCUGGAGAGAUCUAUGCAGAGCUGACCUUUUAC